AUGCCGAGUCUCUUUCAUAGAAGCAAACCUGGAGAUGCGACUAGCGAACAUAUCGAAGACAAGGAAUCCCUCGUCGACAAGAAAGAACUUUUAGAUUUCUACAAGCAAGACGACGACGAUUUCCCCCAGGGCGAAGUUUUCUGGGUCUGCAACAACUGUUUGAUAGGCUCCGACCCUCAGGCUCUCAAAGAUUAUUCAUGGGGCCGCUUGAAAUUCAAACUCGGUAAAUAUACAAAGCUAUUCGUGACUGGCCCGGCCCCACGAUGCUCUUGCAGCCUUAUGAUGGAGCCGAGAACCAACAAAGGCCAUGGAUUUUAUCAGUGCAAGCAUAA
Molecule: messenger RNA, 332 nt
Organism: Hymenoscyphus albidus
Lineage: Eukaryota; Fungi; Ascomycota; Leotiomycetes; Helotiales; Helotiaceae
Source: the annotation of a GenBank genome assembly